UUCAGGCAGACACUUGGGGCACGGUUGGAGAGCGCGGGUCAACCGCCUGGACUACGCAAGCAGGACCUGAUGGCUUCCAAAUCACAGCACAACGCCUCCAAAACCAAGAGUCUGAAUGGCAAGGCUGAAUCUCAAGGACAAUGGGGCCGUGCCUGGGAAGUGGAUUGGUUCUCCCUGGCCAGCAUCAUUUUCCUGCUGCUCUUCGCACCGUUCAUUGUGUACUACUUCGUCAUGGCGUGUGACCAGUACAGCUGCUCGUUGACCACCCCCGCACUGGACAUAGCCACUGGUCGUGCUAGUCUGGCAGACAUCUGGGCCAAGACACCACCUGUGACAGCUAAAGCUGCCCAACUGUACACCUUGUGGGUCAGCUUCCAGGUGCUUCUUUACUCCUGGCUUCCUGACUUCUGCCACAGAUUUCUGCCAGGCUAUGUGGGAGGUGUCCAAGAAGGCGCCGUAACUCCAGCAGGGGUUGUAAACAAGUAUGAAGUGAACGGGCUGCAAGCUUGGCUCAUCACUCACCUCCUCUGGUUUUUGAAUGCCUACCUCCUAACCUGGUUCUCCCCCACCAUCAUCUUUGACAACUGGAUCCCACUGCUGUGGUGUGCCAAUAUUCUGGGCUAUGCUGUGUCCAUGUUUGCAAUGAUCAAGGGCUACCUGUUCCCCACCAAUGCUGAAGACUGCAAAUUCACAGGCAAUUUCUUCUACAACUUUAUGAUGGGCAUUGAGUUCAACCCCCGCAUUGGGAAGUGGUUUGACUUCAAGCUGUUCUUCAAUGGACGCCCAGGAAUUGUGGCUUGGACUCUUAUCAACCUGUCCUUUGCUGCCAAGCAACAGGAGCUUUAUGGCCAUGUGACCAACUCUAUGAUUUUGGUCAAUAUCCUGCAGGCCAUCUACGUGUUAGACUUCUUCUGGAACGAAACCUGGUAUCUGAAGACCAUCGACAUCUGCCAUGACCACUUUGGGUGGUACCUGGGCUGGGGUGACUGCGUAUGGCUGCCCUACCUCUACACGCUGCAGGGCCUGUACUUGGUGUACCACCCUGUUCAUCUCUCCACUCCCAAUGCUGUGGGCAUCCUGCUGCUUGGCCUGGUGGGUUACUAUAUCUUCCGAAUGACCAACCAUCAGAAGGACCUGUUCCGCAGGACAGAUGGGCGCUGCCUCAUCUGGGGCAAGAAGCCAAAGGCCAUCGAGUGCUCCUACACAUCAGCCGAUGGGCAGAAACACCGCACCAAGCUGUUGGUGUCAGGCUUCUGGGGUGUGGCCCGUCACUUCAACUAUACUGGUGACCUGAUGGGCAGCCUAGCCUACUGCCUGGCGUGCGGUGGCGGCCACCUUCUCCCCUACUUCUACAUCAUCUACAUGACUAUCUUGCUCACCCACCGCUGCCUCCGUGAUGAACACCGCUGUGCCAACAAGUAUGGCCGUGACUGGGAGCGCUACACGGCCGCAGUGCCCUACCGCCUGCUGCCUGGAAUCUUUUGAGGACCAUCCUGGGAUGCAUAGGGAAGUUUUAUUGAGUGUGUGGAGUUGGAUGCAUGGGGGCUGGCAUCCUGGCUUCCCCUGCAGGGGCAUCAGUUUGCUCAUCUGGAGAAUGGAGAGCCUGGUGCCCAGCAGUGUCUGGCUGGUGGCAGCUGGGAAGUGGAGUUUCACACUGAUCCCCCAGCAGGCUGUUUUCUCUACUCAGCAUCCUGAGGGCAGACUAUCGUGGCCCUUUCAUGUCUGUCUUUAUGUUGGGUGCCCGCAAUCUAUGCUGCCCAGAUGGUUUAGGCUUACCAUGUGUGUCCUAGGAUUGGGCCAACCUAUUAAACUGCAGACAAUGUGGGAUCUAAAGAUUUUUGAUAAUGCCACCUUCCCCUUCUGUUCUGCCAUGCUGGGCUGGGCCCCUGAACCAUUUUUGUCUGUAGGCGUGUGUAGUCUUGAUUAGCAGAGGGCUCAGAGGCCAUUGUAGGAGGAAGGCUUUCUGUUUGGGUUCUUGUUUCUGAUUCUUAACCCCAGGAAUGCCAGGCAGUGGAACGGGGUAUCCAGGGGUACUGCCCACUUCACAGUGGGCAUCCUGGCUAAUCUGUUAAAGUCUUUGUGACAUAAGACAGGGUUUCUAGGGCUGGAGAGAUGGCUCAGAGGUUAAGAGCAUUGUCUGCUCUUCCAAAGGUCCUGUGUUCAAUUCCCAGCAACCACAUGGUGGCUCACAACCAUCUGCAAUGGGGUCUGGUGCCUUCUUCUGGCCUGCAGGCAUACACACAGAUAGAAUAUUGUAUACAUAAUAAAUAAAUAAAUAAAUAAACACUUAAAAAUAUUUUAAAAAAAGGACAGGGUUUCUAGUACAGGACUCCCUGAGUACCCACCCACCUAGCAGCUCAGCCCCCUGCCCUCUUCUAGAAGGUGCUUCUGUUCACCCCAAGACGCUUGUUCAUGGGUAAACAGAUUUGGAUUAGACAACCCAGAAUGUAUCACCAGCCAGUGGCCUCAGCCACACCUUCCCCAACAGGAGUUCCAGUGUUGGGAAGGGCACCCAUUCUCAUUUGGGACAAUUGGCCCCUAAAACUCAGGGCAUUCUGUAAAACUAGUUAGGAUCCUCUUCACCUUGCGGAUAAGUCUUUGUAUUAAAUCUACCUUUUAAAUGUGUCACAUUGUGCUGUCUCCUGAAUGGGCCUGACCAGUUCAGGGGUGGGGGUAGGGGUGUUAUAUGGUAUAGGAUGGAACCCCAGGAAGUAUUAGAGCUGGUGCAUAGGGCACUAUCAAAACUUCAUUGACAUUGGGGUGAACUGUGCCCCAAUACUCUGUAAUAAUCCCUCAUCAUUCCAGAACUUUGCCAGAUCAUUUACUUGUUGGGGUGAGGAAUCCAUUCCAUUUGCCAGUGACAGGAUGCUAGCAUGGUUACCUGCUCCAAACAAGUGGAGCCCUCACUUUUGUUUCUGGAGAAGCAGAGGUGAGUAGUGCCCACAGCCUGGGCACAAUUGAUCUGCUUCUGGUUAGAGCUGGUUAAACAUUGGCAGCUGUUCCUGGAGAGAGAGCCGGAGAGUCCACCAGCCUAACUUGGUGCUCUCCUGGCCUGUCUGAGAAUGUGGACACAGGGGUUUCAGGCAUCUCUAUUGGCCACACAUUGGCACUUUCAUUUGUCCCUUGAACAAAGUCCUAACUGGAGGCUGGGGUGUGGUGGCUGUAAACUUAGAUACCAGGUCCCACUACUUAUGGGAACUCUGGCUCUGCCUUCUGAAGGCUUUAAAGCCUUGAGUAGGUAACCCACCCUUCCAUGGCCUCAACAUCCUCAUUUGUGUGGGCUAAAAGUCAGAGUUCAGUCUUCCUUAUUGCUGGAGAAAGGUUUCAAGCUCAUAUGGCAGGAGGCCUGAGUUCGAAUGUCGGUAGUGCUUGUCAGUUGACUAUGAUUCUAGUUUGUUUUAGCCUGGGAGCCCAGCUGUGGUUUGGGGCUUUGGUGUGUGGUGCCUUCACAUCUUGUACUUGAAGACUGUUGGGCUGUGGGCUGCUGUUCCCAGAGCACUGUCCACUGUGGGCCUAUCUGUCCUGCCUACCCUGCUAUCGGCAGAUGAAGCCCACAUUUUGCUCUCUGAAAUGAAAACAAGUAAGCCACAGAGCCCAGGACCUAAACCAUGUCAGCCUUUGCCACUGCUUAGCUACAGUUCUCAGUAGGGCCUCAAACCAGGUUUUUCGUGGUAUUUGCAAUGUGAGACCAGCUGAACUGUGCUCUGGGCGGAACCACCUGACAGUCUCCUCACACCCCAUCAGGCAUCCGACAGACCCAGACACAUUGAGUGUUAGAAACCAUGAGCAUGAUCACAGUGGCUGGGGUGGUCAUUUGUCCUGUGUCCCUUGAGAUAAAAGCAGGAUCUACCCUGUUGUCUCCAGUGACGGGGUGAAGACACCUCCAGACUUGUUUUCCAACAGACCCUCAGAACACAGUUUCACAGCAGAGUAACACACCAUGUUCCUGGGAGCACUCUGGUUACACAGACCUGUGACAACAUUGGGUUACUCAAAUGAGUCUAUGGGAUGAGGGGAUUGAAGCAGCUUGUCCUGAAAAACGUUCCUGGCUGGUAGCUGAGACCAGGUUUAAUGGUAGGUGUCUUCAUUCCAACCCCACUGCAAGGGAUGGGCCCGGAGACCUGGGGCCGAGUCCACGGAAUCACAGAUGUAUACUCUCAUGCUUGCCUAGCUUCUGGAUUAGAAAUGCUUUUAAAUGGUUUUUUUUUAGGUUUAUUAUUUUUAUUUUAUGAGUGUUUUGCCAGUACAUAAUGUGUCUUAGGAUUUUUAUUGCUGUGAAGAGACACAGCAACUCUUAUAAAGAAAACAUUUAAUUUGGGUGGUUCACAGUUUCGGAGGUUCAGUCCUUUAUCAUGCUGGAGAGCAGGGUGGCAUGCAGGCAGACGCACUGGAGCUGAGAGUGCCAACAUCUUGUGGAAAACAGGAAGUCAACUGAGACACUGGGCAGUAUCCUGAGCACAUGAAACUUCAGAGCCUGCCCCCCAGUGACACACUUCCUCCAGCAAGAUUAUACCUAUUCCACCAAAGCCUCACUGCCUAAUGGUGCCACUCCCUAUGAGAUUAUGGGGGCCAAUUACAUUCAAACUGCCACGGUACGUAAGAGCAGAGUAGAUGGUGCCCAGAGGCCAGAAGAGGGAACUGGAUUCACUGUAACUGGAGACGGUUGUGAGCUGCCACAUGGGUGCUAGGAACUGAGCUCCAGCCCUCUGAAAGAGGGACCGGUGCUCUUAACCACUGAGCUAUUUCGUCAGCCCCUGGUCUAAAAUAUUUUUAAAAGAAUUGCAUUUAAGGGCUGGAGAGAUGGCUCAGUGGUU
Molecule: messenger RNA, 4814 nt
Organism: Microtus oregoni (creeping vole)
Lineage: Eukaryota; Metazoa; Chordata; Mammalia; Rodentia; Cricetidae
Gene: Dhcr7
Product: 7-dehydrocholesterol reductase
Exons: 8
Coding region: 70-1485 (471 amino acids)
Biological process (GO): cholesterol biosynthetic process; brassinosteroid biosynthetic process
Cellular component (GO): endoplasmic reticulum membrane
Molecular function (GO): 7-dehydrocholesterol reductase activity
Source: RefSeq, a predicted model, not a curated record